Messenger RNA from Drosophila serrata, 498 nucleotides. Its product is annotated as ARL14 effector protein-like. The record is from RefSeq and is a predicted model, not a curated record. Lineage: Eukaryota; Metazoa; Arthropoda; Insecta; Diptera; Drosophilidae.
UAGUUCUCCACCUCUAAUUACUAUAUUGUUUUUUUCAGAUGCGGGAAGUUCCUGGACUCCAUACCAAUUGAAAAACUAAAAGGUGACUCCAUUUCUUCAGAAAAUUAUGAGUUCAGAUAGAGAUCCCGACUAUUCUAUUCGACGAAUAUUGCGACAAAGACAAAAAAAAAAAAGCGAUUCAAAUGAGAAUGGUAUAAUUGAUUUAGAUAAGAAUAAACGCAAAACGAAGAAGAAAGGAUCCUUGUACACCAAAAAUAACGCAUACGAUGAAUAUGGAAAUAUUCGUUUCAACGGAGUGGACAUCUGCGACUGUAUGAAUGAAGAAUGUGAUGGCUGCUGGUACGUAUGCCGUUGUUGUGGCUCUACAAAAUGUGGUCCUCAAUGUCGCUCAAAUCGAAAGUUUUUCUAUGAAGGCAUAAUAUAUGAUGGAAAGGAUUUAUCUUUAACUAAUAAAUUUGUUACCAAAUAACGUUAGGGUAGCAUUGAAUUUCUGUUAUA